Molecule: messenger RNA, 1352 nt
Organism: Eruca vesicaria subsp. sativa (arugula)
Lineage: Eukaryota; Viridiplantae; Streptophyta; Magnoliopsida; Brassicales; Brassicaceae
Source: the annotation of a GenBank genome assembly
CGCACAAAAAAGUGAUUCGAUUCCGUCAAAAAAGCAACGGCGAUGAAGAGACCUCGACCCCCAUCUCCACCGUCGAUCUCCGCCACCGCUAAACCACCACUCUCCCCACCGCUCACACCGAUUCUCAAACAGAAGCUACACAGAACAGGAACAACACCAAACUGGCUCCCAUUAAAACUCACCCAAACAGAGCUCACGUUACCGUUAACUUUCCCCACGGGCCAAACAUUCCGAUGGAAACAAACCGGCCCGGUUCAGUACAGCGGAUCGAUCGGUCCUCACCUCGUCUCUCUCCGACAGCGUCCAGGAGACGACACGGUUUCAUACUGCCUCCAUUGCAGCAAAACAAGCCCUAGAGCAGCAGAGCUCGCGCUGCUCGAUUUUCUCAACGCGGAGAUCUCGUUAGCCGAGCUAUGGUCUGAUUUCGAGAUGAAGGAUCCUCGUUUCGGAGAGGUGGCAAGGCAUCUUAGAGGAGCGCGCGUGCUGAGGCAGGAUCCGUUGGAGUGUUUGAUUCAGUUUCUUUGCUCGUCGAAUAAUAACAUCGGGAGGAUUACGAAGAUGGUUGAUUUCGUGUCGUCUUUGGGGUUGUAUCUGGGUGAGGUUGAAGGUUUUGAGUUUCAUCAGUUCCCGUCUUUGGAAAGGUUGUCUAGGGUUUCUGAGGAUGAGCUUAGGAAGGCUGGUUUUGGUUACAGAGCGAAGUACAUAACAGGUACAGUGAGUGCUUUGCAGUCAAAACCACGUGGUGGAGAUGAAUGGCUUCUGUCUCUACGGAAAUUGGAACUUCAAGAUGCGAUUGCUGCUCUGUGUACAUUACCUGGUGUUGGUCCGAAAGUAGCAGCUUGCAUAGCUCUGUUUUCUCUUGAUCAGCAUAGUGCCAUUCCCGUUGACACACAUGUCUGGCAGAUAGCCACAAGGUACCUUGUGCCAGACCUUGCUGGUGCCAAACUGACACAUAAACUCUGCAGCCGAGUGGCAGAAGCAUUUGUGUCUAAAUAUGGGGAAUAUGCUGGUUGGGCUCAAACAUUGCUUUUCAUUGCUGAGUUACCCGCACAGAAGGCUCUCUUGCAGACUCUUUCCCAGCCCAUUAAACGUGACAAAACUGCAGAAAGGAAGAAAGUAAUGAAGCUCUAGCUUUGACGCCUGAAGCCUCUCCAUAGAGAGCAUUGUUUCGCUUGACCGUUUUCUCUUAGGACAUUCAAACCUUGAUUUGUACUUGUUAACUUUUCAUUCUUACUUCUGAUUGUUUGUAUCCACGUAUCUCGAUUCUAGUUGCAGCAGGCUACAUCGAUUUUUAAAGAUUCAUUUUUAUGGUUUUGCUAACUGAAUAUCUUAUGUAAGAGACUGCAUAACUA